Messenger RNA from Liolophura sinensis, 969 nucleotides. RefSeq names its product glycine receptor subunit alpha-2-like. Bases 1 to 969 code for a protein of 322 amino acids. The record is from RefSeq and is a predicted model, not a curated record. Gene Ontology annotation, biological process: monoatomic ion transmembrane transport. Lineage: Eukaryota; Metazoa; Mollusca; Polyplacophora; Chitonida; Chitonidae. Gene Ontology annotation, molecular function: extracellular ligand-gated monoatomic ion channel activity; transmembrane signaling receptor activity. The transcript is spliced from 7 exons. Gene Ontology annotation, cellular component: membrane.
AUGGCUUUGUGGAACACAGAGACACUUAUCUUCGCUGCUCACCCAGGAAAUGAAGGCGUUAUACACAGGCGAUUCCUUGUAAAACACAUACUAGCCGACUAUGACCCUAACGUGGCACCUGGCGAUUUGGAGAUCAAGCCGACUGAAGUGGGAGUGCAGAUGUACCUACGACACCUCGAUUCAUUUAACGAGGCUACCAUGCCACAUCCUGAGCCCUUGGAGCUGAAUGUCAAUGUGAUGGACAGCUUGUGGGUGCCUGACUUGUUCUUCGCCAAUGAGAAGACCGCCAUGGUUCAUGACGUCACGGUUCCCAAUCGAUUAAUGCACGUGUACAGGAAUGGCACAGUUAGAUACAGCGUGAGACUUUCCAUGAAAUUAGGCUGUGAGAUGAGCUUACAGUACUACCCGUUUGACAGUCAGACAUGCCUUGUGGAGGCUGAAAGUUACGGACACACAACGGAUUCUAUGUUAUUCUCCUGGUACGGAGACAACCCGUUUAUUACUCCUGAUGAUAUGCUCGUCGCACAUUUUCACAUAAUGAAAGUGGACACAAUCGAUUGCACAAGAGGUUAUGGGACAGCAGACAAGUUUACGUGUCUGAGAUCGAAUAUCUAUCUGGAAAGAGACCACGGCUAUUUCAUCCUUCAGGUGUACAUUCCCAGUGCUCUGAUUGUCCUCCUGAGUUGGGUCUCCUUCUUCUUGAACGUGGACGCCGUGCCCGCCCGGAUCUCCCUCGGGGUGCUCACCGUGCUUACCCUCACCACCCAGAGCUCCACCCUACAGGCCAGCCUCCCUCAGGUCUCCUACGUCAAGGCCCUGGACGCUUGGCUGGCCACCUGUCUGUGUUUUGUAUUUGCUGCGCUCCUUGAGUUUGCCGCUGUUAAUGUCCUAAGCAGGCAAAACAAGUCUGAGAGCACCGCAAGCCUUAAACAGGUGAGCUGUGACAAACAUAGCCAGACAUACACGUAG